Hymenoscyphus albidus is the source of this 1186-nucleotide messenger RNA. The record is from the annotation of a GenBank genome assembly. Lineage: Eukaryota; Fungi; Ascomycota; Leotiomycetes; Helotiales; Helotiaceae.
AUGGCAAUGGCGGCUAGCACCGGCUUUGGGAGUUUGUUUGCGUGUAGAUUUCUUCUUGGGGGAUUUGAAGUACUUCUCAUCCCAGCGGUAACUUUACUCAUUGCUAUGUGAUAUAGACCAGAUGAGCAACCAGCUAGAAAUGCCAUCAUUUUGAACGUUAUAGCUCCCAUCCUCAAUGGACUCGUCGCCUGGGCAGUCGGUAUGAACACAGCGAAGAAGAAAUCGAACAUUGGCUUACAUGUUCCAGGUUAUCACCAAGGACCCUUCCCUGCUUGGAAAAUCAUAUUCUUGACUCUCGGUGCUUUCACAAUCUGUUGGACACUCGUAGUUUUCUUCUUUCUGUAAGUGUUUCACACAAAGAUAAAGCGUUUCGAGUCACGCUCUAGCAAACUACAGACCAAACACCCCUCUUGAAGCAACUUGGCUUUCUGAACGACAAAAAUAUAUGUUGAUCCACCGAAAAUCAACAGACAAUACCGGAAUUUCAUCUCCAUUGCUCGAGCCCUCGCACAUCGUUGAAGCACUGACAGAUCCAAAAACAUGGCUUAUCUGGUUGGCUAUUGUUGCACUCCAAGUCCCUAACGGUGGCUUGACAACCUUUAACACACUGAUAAUUCAAGGCCUAGGUUUCGAUAGCAGGACCACUGCACUUCUCGCGAUGCCACCAGGAGCCAUGAGUACGCUGUCUGGAAUAGGAUUGUCUAUCCUUGUCGCGCACACGAGAAGGUACCGAACAUCGAUCGUGGCAUUCUCAAUUUUACUCCCGCUGGCUGGAGGAAUUAUAUGUUAUUCCCUUCCAAGAACCAACCUCGCGGGGCAACUAAUUGGAUUAUACAUCUUGUACACGUAUUGGGCGCCCUACGUAGCGCUCGUCUCAAUAUACCAAGCCAAUGUUGCAGGCCAUACUAAGAAGAUCUUCCUCUUCGCUUGGUUCUACGUCGCGUGGGCGGCUGGCAAUAUCAUCGGUCCACAAACGUUUCUCGAAUCUCAGGCUCCAAAAUAUACAGGUGGCACAGUCGCAAUGAUCGUAUGUUAUGUGGUGGCUAUCUUUUGUGUACUUGGCUAUGGGGUUUUGUGUACGAGGAAGAAUCGUGAGCGAACAGAGGGAAUAAGCGAGAAUUUAGGGGCGAAUGAUUGGUUGGAUUUGACGGAUGGAAAGAAUCACAGUUUUAAGUAUACUACUUAA